CCAACACGAACUCAAAUAAUCUGAAACAAAAAAAAUUGGUUCAAGAGCAGGUUAUCACUACUAUUUGUUGUCCAAGGGUCAUCACUAGUGUCUCAUUAUUAGUCGAGCAUUUGAAACGUAUUUACAAAUUUAGUUUUUUUACAAAUGAAGGUUUACAUUUUGUUGACGUUUAUUACAACAGUUUGGGGCAAAUGUCACUUACAAGUUGAGGAAGGGUUGCCCAACAGGACCCUCUGCACCGUCGAAACCCUCGAAGAGGAUUCACUCAAGUUAAAAAACCAGAAAAAAGCCGAUUAUUUGUACGUCGACGUGUCCUACGGGGAGAUCCCGAAAGAUGCAUUUGCGAAAUUAAAGUCUAGGAAAGAAUUGUGGUUUUUGGGUGAGAAUAUUACUUACAUCCAACCCGGGGCGUUUGCCCACUUAACAGAACUCGACAAUUUGGCGAUUACAAAUACUCUAAUUACGAACGUUUCAAAAAAUAGUUUUAGUGGUGUUCCAAAUUUGAAAGUGUUAAGUUUGAUUAAAAACAAAAUUGAAUUUAUUCAAGAUGGUGCUUUUAGUGGUUUAGACAGUUUGCAGCAGCUUUUGCUGAAUGAAAAUCGGCUACGGAGGAUAAACGAGACGACUUUUCAAGGUUUGGAGCAUUUGCAAGCCUUGUAUUUGGACGACAAUCCCAUCGAGUACGUUCAUGUGAAUGCUUUGAGGAAAAUGACGAAUUUGACACGACUUGUGAUUAGUUUUGUCAAGGAUAAAAAUAUCGAUGAGACUGCUUUGAAUUUUAUAGAUGAUAGUCGAAAAAUUGUCCAUUAUGUAAAAGGGGAUUAGUUUG
Molecule: messenger RNA, 829 nt
Organism: Tribolium madens (black flour beetle)
Lineage: Eukaryota; Metazoa; Arthropoda; Insecta; Coleoptera; Tenebrionidae
Product: leucine-rich repeat-containing G-protein coupled receptor 4-like
Exons: 1
Coding region: 145-825 (226 amino acids)
Cellular component (GO): extracellular matrix
Molecular function (GO): protein binding
Source: RefSeq, a predicted model, not a curated record